This is a messenger RNA of Rotaria sordida, 1023 nucleotides long. Lineage: Eukaryota; Metazoa; Rotifera; Eurotatoria; Philodinida; Philodinidae. The record is from the annotation of a GenBank genome assembly.
AUGUCAUCGUCCGUACGAUUUCAAAAACUUCAUAAGGAUUUAAUAAUAAUUAAAACAUCGUAUUUACCAUCAUUGCGUUCAAUAUCAUUAAUACUAAAUAUAAUUUUAUUUCUGGUUGUAUGUAUAUUUAUUUUAUGUUUAUUACGUGUUAUUACUGAUGAAAAAUCAAUUUCUAAAAAAUCAACAAAUAAAUUAACAACACCUGAUCAAUCUAAGAAGUAUAAAGAUAUUCCACGUAAAAAAUAUUAUUAUGAUUAUGAACCUUAUCUUAACAAUGUACCAUUGAAAUCAAAUAAUAAAACUCGUCGAUUUUUUUAUAUUGAUCUUGGAUGUUUUGAUGGUCGUGAUAUUGAUUAUUUUAUACAUUUUCAUUCAGCAAAUAUGUUACGUUUAGGAACACUUAGUAUUAUUGCAUUUGAACCUGAUCCAAUAAAUUUUUCUGCCUGUAAACUAAUACAACAACGGCAUAAAUCAAUUCAAGGAACAUUUUAUGAUGCUGCUGUUUGGACUGAAACUGGUCAAGUACGAUAUGCAACAGAAAAAGGACAAAAAUCUAAAAUAGAUCCAAAUUCCGCAUUAUUUGUUCGAUCAAUUGAUUUUUCAACAUGGAUGAUAGAAAAUUUUCAUGUUGAUGAUUAUGUUUAUGUUAAAUUUGCAAUUGAAGGUGCUGAAAUACCUAUUUUAGAAAAAAUGGUUCUCGAUCAAAGUUUAGCAUUAAUUGAUGAUUUAGAAAUUGAAUGGCAUGAAGGAUUAUCACCUAAUUUAGAACCACGACGUAUUGCACUUGAAUGUAUGUUUGACAAUUUUGGAAUGGAUUUUAUUUAUAUGAUCAAGCCAGUUGAUUUAACACAUGCUUUCAAUAUUAAAGAGAAAUAUGAAGCUGUACUAAAAGAUCGAGGAUGGAGACUAAAAGAUCCAUUGACUCGAUUUCAUUAUAAAACUCGAAAAGACGUACCCGAUUUAUUAAUUGAACGAUUAAAACAAAAACAAAAACAAAAACAAAAACAAGCUGUUCCUCAUUGA